Molecule: messenger RNA, 1893 nt
Organism: Pseudozyma hubeiensis SY62
Lineage: Eukaryota; Fungi; Basidiomycota; Ustilaginomycetes; Ustilaginales; Ustilaginaceae
Product: alpha-1,2 glucosyltransferase
Exons: 1
Coding region: 1-1893 (630 amino acids)
Biological process (GO): dolichol-linked oligosaccharide biosynthetic process; protein N-linked glycosylation
Cellular component (GO): endoplasmic reticulum
Molecular function (GO): dolichyl pyrophosphate Glc2Man9GlcNAc2 alpha-1,2-glucosyltransferase activity
Source: RefSeq, a predicted model, not a curated record
AUGCCAUCUUCGAGCAACGGCGACACUCUUCCUUUCCCACUGAAACAGCACAUUCCCACUCUUCUCUUCAUCGCCGUCACGGCGCUCACUUCGACGCUCGUCGGCCGCACACAGGCGAUUCCCUACCUCGAUGAGAUCUUCCAUAUCCCGCAGGCGAAGCGAUACUGCGCAGCUCUCGCCUCCACAUCUCUUCUCUCCGUGAACGAUGUCUGGCAGAAGCUCAAGGGCGUAAGCUACGAUGAGGGUCUCACGACUCCUCCCGGUCUCUACGCGAUCUCGGUCGUACUAGCAAAGGUGCUGCCAGGAUGGGAGUGCAAGGAUACUAUUUGGCUGAGAGCUACGAACUUGGUACUGCUCCUCACACUUCCAACUUUGGUGGCUAGGAUACUUCGACAGAACGACGAGCAGGUUCAGAGCACUCCCGCCAAGGAGUCCGUCUCGGCGAAAGUAGCGACCAACAAAACGAACAAGGCGAUCUCAAGGCGUCACAUCGAAUCGCUUCAGGCAAAAGCGAAGCUCGAACAGCCACCCACCCCCAACGCUUCGCACGACGAUUUGCCAGAUGUCGUUCCUCCUACCAUCGCUGCUGCACAUGGCUCGUCGCUAGCACCUUCAAGAUCAGCAUCGACGCUCCCCACAGCACAGAAGCGCAAAGAAGCCACGCCAUACUUCAUGGCCAUAGCAUGCACCAUUUGCUUCCUGCCUCCCCUCUGGUUCUUUGGCUUCCUGUACUACACCGACCUGGCUUCCAUCUGGCUGGUGUUGGCAAUCCUUACGCUGUAUAACGACUUGAAUGCUGCACUGGAUUUCUCCUCCGCUAGCACUGGGGCGCUGAUCUCCCUGGCAUCAAUCUUGGCAGUAUCGGUACGACAGAACAACAUUGUGUGGAUCGGCUUUGCAGCAGCACAAGCUGCCCUAGCGAGUGUUGGCAAACUCUUCGAGCCCGAAGUGGAAGCUGCCAACCUUCCUUCGCAGGUCGGUGCAGUGCUCAAGGUAGCGUUCGGAGAAAAGGGGCGACAUUUCUGGAAAGUCAUCGCGGUCAAUGCGGCGCCCAUGGCGCCGGUCCUGGCAGUGACUGCGUGGUUUUUGCGAUGGAACGGAAGUAUCGUGUUGGGCGACAAGUCGGCUCAUCAAGUGGCAUUGCAUCUGCCGCAUGUGGGUUACUUUUUGGCCUUUGCCUCCCUCUUUGGCUUCGCCCCUUUGCUGUAUGGUCUGCAGCCGCCGCUGAGUGACGUCGAGUCAAAAUCGAACUCGACGAUGGCAGGCCUUGCCGAGUCGAUUCGUCAAGCUAUCGCCGUCGUAACACAGGCAACUCUCGGCUCUGUGACCGGCCUGUUGACGCUCGCGGCUGCCUUGAUCGGCUUCUACAUUGCAGCAGAUCAAUUCACCAUCGAACAUCCAUAUCUGCUUUCUGACAACCGGCACUACCCGUCCUACGUCUGGCGCAGGUUCCGCAAGUCUUACACCCUCCCUGGAACGGGCGGAUACGCGGUCAAGCCGAAAUUUGUGGUAGUGCCUCUGUUCGCACUCGCGCUCAUCGCCUGGAGCGGAGCCCUUACGCGCAACGCAGCUCGCAAAGGCACAGGUGCACUUUUCAAUCUCCUUUUCUGGCUGGCUACCUCGGCAGCAUUGGUGCCGACGCCCUUGAUCGAACCGAGGUACUUUUUGAUGUCGUACAUCUUGCUCAGGAUUUUCAGCCAUCCCAAAGGUGCGCGGGUGGAGGGAGAAGAGGAGAGGAGGUUGAGGUGGGUGUAUCUGGCAUUGGAAGUGGCGACCUACGCAGCGGUCAAUGCGAUCACUGUGGGGCUAUUUGUCUUGAAGCCGUUCGAGUGGCCGGAGAGUGCGGUGAACAAGGCGAGGGGUGAGGGUACGACGAUGCGGUACCUCUGGUAG